CGGCCACGUGUUGUCGCCGGACCAAUCAUAGCCCCGCGACGCCUGUGCUCCCCGACGCACGCGUGUCCCUCCUGCCUCCUUGUUUUAAGCCGCGACGUGGCCCUGCUCUGCUCGCAUCGGCGCCAAGAAACCAACGGAGAGUCGUCGGAGACUAGUCGCUAGCUAGCUGGGAACGUGCUUGGUUGAUUGACGAUGGAGAGGAAGCAGGGAGGGUGCUGCUUGGCGCCCAGGUGCGGCGGAGAUGGGGGCCAGGCGUGGCAGAUGGGCAACAUCAUGCUCAAGUUCAGGCCCAUCGCGCCCAAGCCCGCCGCAAUGGCGCCCGCGCCCGUGCCGGCCACGGCGACGGCCGUGGGUGCUCGGAAGGGGAAGCGGAAGGCUGCUGGAAGAAGGGGACGGAAGUCCAAGAAGGCGGCAGCUGUGGCCGUCGUUACGGCGGCGCCGCCGCCGACGCCAAAGGCGGACGUCCACACGGGCAAGCCUCUGCCGUCGCCGUCCUCCUCCUCCUCGGGGACAACGUCGGUGGCGGACUCGUCGACUCCUCCGCUGCCGGAUAUGGCAGAUCUGGCGCCUGCGCACGUCCACGUCGCGCGGCAUGUUGCGGCGCUGCGGCCGGCGGCGUCGUGCGUCACGGUGGAGGCCGUCACAGCCACAUGGCGCGACGGCGAGGCGCCGGCCGCUCCGGCCUGCGGCGGCGGCGAGGACGACGAGGCGGCCCCGGCGUUCGCGUCCGACCGGUGGGGCCGCGUCACGUGGACGAACCCGGCCUUCAGCCGCGCGGCGUCCGCUUCGGACGUGGUGCUCGCCGCCAGGGACGGCGCUGCCGUGCCGGCGUGGGGCGCCUGCGCCGGCUUCACCUGCCGCGUGCGCGUCGCCUGCGGGGCGUCCCCUCGCCGCGGCGGCUCCCUCGUGGCGCCCUGCGACGUGUGGCGGGUCGGCGACGGCGGGUACCUCUGGCGGCUCGACCUCCGGACCACCCUCACCCUCUCCCUCGCCGGCCUCGUGUAGCCACCCACGUAUGUACGUAUGCGUGUGCGUGUGGACGAAUCAAAUCGCCUGCUGGCUACUACGUCCGCGCUAUGAUUCUCGCACGUAUUGAUUAAGCAAUCGUGGCCAGAUUUGGUAAUACUCCUCUUACUACAAAAUGGAUUGCUACUUACAGUAGUUUAGGAUGAGAUUGGGGUAGAGAUGCAAGUGUAAGAAUGAACGAUGCUCGAAUCUCUACUCCAGCGUACAACACGCAUGCGUUUCUUUUGUUUCUUUUAUUAUGUUUCCUUCCUCCUGAUUGUUUGGUGGUUUUUUUCUUUUUCUAUGGAGGCCUUGAGAAAUCAUUCAACCACACUGUAAUGGCUACUAA
This is a messenger RNA of Lolium perenne, 1354 nucleotides long. RefSeq lists its product as uncharacterized. NCBI's taxonomy places the organism in Eukaryota, Viridiplantae, Streptophyta, Magnoliopsida, Poales, Poaceae. The record is from RefSeq and is a predicted model, not a curated record.